Gregarina niphandrodes is the source of this 1149-nucleotide messenger RNA. RefSeq lists its product as hypothetical. Bases 1 to 1149 code for a protein of 382 amino acids. Lineage: Eukaryota; Apicomplexa; Conoidasida; Eugregarinorida; Gregarinidae. The record is from RefSeq and is a predicted model, not a curated record. The transcript has a single exon.
AUGUAUUUGGGUGGGGAGCAUCUUCGUCUGGGUUGCUCGGUGGAGACCAUUUUCGCGUUGGCGCGCGCCGUUUGGAUCUUGUCGAAGACAUCUUGUUGUGUGUGUCGGCAGAAGCGGCCGAGAUGUCCUUGGUUUGUGCAGGAGAACGCCGUUGGCCUCGUGCUCUCGUGGAUUUCGCUGCUGCAGAGAGAGGAGGAACGGCUCUUUUUGGCGCGCUAUAGACCGCGACCACCCCCCCUGCCGCAAGUUGAUCCCACCAUGAUCCUAACGGCGGCGCUGGCCUUUACCAGCCGCUUCCACCUUAAAGGAGGUGAAGGCGCUCCUUGCGGCCAAGCAGGCGUCGGGUGGGACCCAGCCGCCCUGAACCAGGAUGACCUCGCCAGCACCGCUGCUAGCUCGUCGCUGGCGAGCAACCAUGCAGGUAGUUUGAACCUCGGGGUCCCUACCGCCCCAGGACCGACUACCCUCCAGAACAGGAGGGUCAGUGACGUAAAAAAAGCAACUACCAUUGCUGGCGAGAGCCAAGUUGCUGGCGAAAGCCAAGUCGCUGGCCAGAGCCAAGUUGCUGGCCAGAGCCAAGUUGCUGGACGGACCCGGCGACGGAAUCCUGAAGACAUUUGUGUCGUCCAAGGCUAUCGCAAAGAUGUGUAUGAUAUUAUGUUGUCGCCAGCGAGCGUUAUAUGUUCGGACGAAUCGCCAGGUUUGGGUGAGGUCGGAGGCUUCUGCAAGCAAACGACCCUGGCGCCGAAGGUAGGAGGCUCGGUGACGAUAGAUGGUGAGACCGCCUCGCGUUCUCUCGGUAGCCGGUCCACCACCUUGGGCAGCACGUCGACCAUUAGGGGCAGCUCCUCUUCCGGUGACGGUGCUGGCCCGAUCGAGGCACAAGAAUUAGAGGCCGAUGCAGAACCCUGUGGCAAACCAUUGAACAAGCAACUGUCCACAGGCAUGCUCCUCAAGGCCGCGGCCGCUUCGUCGCGGCUGAUGGUGCAGAACUUCGGCCUCUCCCUCGUGAACCGAGCUACUGCCAGAAUCGGCCGUGCUUCGCAGUCCAAGCCAAAAACGGCCGAAUUUGUCAAAGUACGAGACUGCGGCGCGGUCAUGAAGAUUAUUGAUUCCUUCGCAAUCUCUUUGUGCGUCGGAAGCGCGUAA